Messenger RNA from Petromyzon marinus (sea lamprey), 3593 nucleotides. NCBI's taxonomy places the organism in Eukaryota, Metazoa, Chordata, Hyperoartia, Petromyzontiformes, Petromyzontidae. The record is from RefSeq and is a predicted model, not a curated record.
AACUGAAAUGAUUUAUCAAAUCUUUCCAAUGAUUGCUAAGAUAGAAAAAACUAAGAAUAAGAAUAUACUUAAUUCGCGACAUGCUCUGGAGUACUACUACCAAACCUUAUGGAACUAAUUUUUAGGAAAAACUAUUUGACUCAUAUACAGAAUGUCGGUGCCAUGCUAACAAUGUGUCCCUCGCUGAAGCUACUUGAUGUUUCUGAAAAUCAGAUCGUCAGUGGAUGGAAUUCCAAUUGCAAGUGGCCUUUGAAUUUGCAAGUUUUCAACAUCUCGUCCAAUUUACUGACAGAUGACGUGUUUGACUGCUUGCCAACAUCACUGCAGUCACUCGACGUAACAAUAAGAUCCAAAACGUUGGCAAAAAAAUAAUGAAGUUUGAAAACCUGAAAGAGCUGUACUUGAGUAACAACAAGCUGAGCACCAUCCCAGUUCAGCUGCCCCAGGUUCUGCCCUGGCUGAAGGUGCUGACGAUCCAUGGAAACAUAUUGUGGACAGUGGAUCCCUUUGUCCUGCAAGGUCUGGGUAAUCCUACCCUGCUAGACAUGAGGGGAAACCCAUUCCAUUGCAUGUGCGACAUCCGCCACUUUGUCACCUUCUGUGAGAGUUCCUCAAGAUUGUACAUUGAAGGAUGGCCAGCUAACUAUCAAUGCUCCAAUCCAGAGAAUGAAGUUGGUAAACAGCUGUCCUCGGUCUCCUACCCCACACUCUACUGUGACACAACAAUGAAGAGCGUGAUAGCUUGUGUUACCACAUUCGUGUGCACUGCUCUCCUGGUCGGGCUCUGUUGGUACCUAGAUGCGCUUUGGUACCUGUGCAUGACGUGGGCUUGGCUCCAAGCCAAGCGGCGGAAUUUCCUCUCAGAUCCAGAUGGAAACAAAGACUACGAUGCGUUUGUGUCAUACAGCCAGAACGACGCUGCCUGGGUAAUGGAGCAACUUUUGUCUGAGCUGGAGUCACACUCAGUACCACCGUUUCGACUCUGCGUGCACGAGCGGGACUUUGUUCCCAGCCACCACAUCAUGGACAACAUUAUUGACUGCAUCGAGCAGAGCCGCAAGACUCUCUUUGUCAUCUCACAAAGUUUCGUGGAGAGCGAGUGGUGCCACUACGAGCUGUACUUUGCGCAGCAGCGUCUCAUUGAGAACCGAGACGAUGCUUGAUAAGCAUCUGUUAGCCAAACCUACACACUGGCGCGUACACUAUUGUUUUGGGACAUUUCGUUAAUUGCAUAAAUUACCAAUGAAUUCAUUGAUGUCACACUACACAUUUAUAAGCAUCUAUGCUGCGAAUCUACACACUCACAUGAUAACUAUUGUUUUGAGAUAUUACAUUUAAUCACGCAAUUUUGCCCUCCAAUUAAUUGAUGUCCUACUUGCCAAUUGUUCAUUGUAGCUCUGUCAUCCCGAUAUGUUUGUUCCUUUCACCUGAAGAAGGCCACUUUGUGUUGUGGCCGAAACGUCGUGAGAAUUUUAUUGCUUUAUUUUAUUAUUUUAUUCUCAUUCUACGUGACUUUACCGAAAGAACCAAAGAAGACGGAGUAUCGCUGAAAGUUGUAAUCUACAUUUAUCCUUAUGUUUUGAGUCACUUUCAGAGUCAAGGACUGCGAGAAGUUGCAUUGUACUAAGCUAUAAGAGUUGUGAGAAGCUAAGAGGUGUGCGAAUACAUUUUAUGAGUUUUGGAGAGUGAGUGAGGAGCAGCGGACGAGCAGCUCACAGCAGGAGCCCUCCUGGGGGAAGGGCUGGGAGCGCCAAGGGUGCUUGCGCAAAGCAAGCUGCUGAGAGAGGGGGAAGCUGCGCGGCCACAGGCCUUCCGACUGAUAACAGACCCGGGCGCGCAGACAAUCUGCAGACGUGCUGAAUUGGAAGCCCCGAGCACACUCCAGCAAAAGUUGAGCUCGAGGGACGAUCAACAGUGUCUGGUGCCAACGAGGAAGACGCACUGCCGCCCAGCGGACGGGCUGCGAGCGCUAUCUGGCGACGGUACCAUCACGCACAUCAUCUCUGCCAGCACGGGAAACCGCCGCCAGCAUGGGCAGCGUGCUGACUCAGCAACCACCCCAGCGGUGGAGAGAGACUGAUGCGCAGCCGAGAGCGCCGUGUGUUCGACACACACACCGACCCAGUGCCCCCUGCUGGAGAUCUGAGGUAUUUUCGGUACAAGGAACUGCACCACGGAAGCCAUUGAUUCGUCAGAACCACAGCAGAAAUAAUACGUGGACAACUCAAACCAUACUGCCCGCUAUAAUUAUUGGACCUCUUGGUCACUGCCCACCAACACACAAACACACAACGCGCAUAUCAGUAAGAAUAAGAUUGUUCCAAUAAGUUGUUUUUCUUUUGCAAAGGGUUGCCAUUCCAAGGUAGUGUGUUAACAAUUAGCUGGUCGUGAAAAGCAGUAUUCUGUCCCUUGAGUUGCAUGAAUACGGUCGUUUAGAAGUAUUUUAGUCAUUCGUUUUCUCAUUAUCGCAUAGCCUUACCAAUGAAUUAAUUGAUGACACACUAAACAUUUAUAAGCGUCUAUGUUACGAAUCUACAUACUCACACAAAUAAUAUUGUUUUGAGACAUUACGUUUAAUCACACAAAAUUGCCCGUGAAUUCAUUGAUGCCCCAUUAUCCAAUUGAUAAGCAUCUGUUAGCCAAACCUACACACUGGCGCGUACACUAUUGUUUUGGGACAUUUCGUUAAUUGCAUAAAUUACCAAUGAAUUCAUUGAUGUCACACUACACAUUUAUAAGCAUCUAUGCUGCGAAUCUACACACUCACAUGAUAACUAUUGUUUCGAGAUAUUACAUUUAAUCACGCAAUUUUGCCCACCAAUUAAUUGAUGUCCUACUUGCCAAUUGUUCAUUGUAGCUCUGUCAUCCCGACAUGUUUGUUCCUUUCACCUGAAGAAGGCCACUUUGUGUUGUGGCCGAAACGUCGUGAGAAUUUUAUUCUUUUAUUUUAUUAUUUUAUUCUCAUUCUACGUGACUUUACCGAAAGAACCAAAUAAGAUGAAUCCUUGCAGUCACGAAAGCUUUAAAUCGAAAUUUACAUCAAAGCCGUUCGCAUUCUUUUUACAGUACUCUACAAUAAUACUUUUCAAUAAUAGUUUUGACGGUAAAACACAUGUGCACUACACACACAUGUAUUACGUACGGACAUAUACACACGGUUCUAAUUACAUUAGUACUGUAGUUUUUUUGGUGCUUAAAUCCACUGCUGGAUGAACGCCCACCGCACGCUGUGCGAGUGGAUCGUAGGGAUUUACUUGACCAGUCUGUUGGGGGCCGCCGCAGGCUGUGCACCGCAGGCGCCUCCGAACAACCACAUACUAUAUUACUCUCCUAAACACACAUACAUAGACCAUAAACAUAUAUUCCACGUAAUACUUUAUACACAUUUAAUCACACACGAUUGAUUAUAUUACACUUACACUCAAUUAACAUAAAACACAUACACACGUUUAAUUCUUUUAUGAAUUUAGCCUAAUUUGCAUAACAUUUACAUGCUUUCAUAAAUGUGCAUAAUUGCAUAUGUAUUUUUAUUUAUAUUUUACAAUUAAUUACAAAAAAAAACACAACACAGUAUAGAUGUAGUGGAGUAGAAG